GAUGUUUUCGCUGCCGUAAAUCUCAAUAGAAGACGUAAAAAGCGGAAGUUUGCGAGUGCGGACCAAGCGCGUGGUGUUUUGCCGAAUUGAAGCAGGAAAAGACGAUUAGAAAAUGUCAUUUUACAAAGACUUGAUACGAGAACGGUUGAUGCUGGCGGCCGAUGAAAUAUUCGCCAUGUUUGAACGAACGAUAGCGUCGUACGAGGAGGAACUUUCUCGAACAAGAGAAAAGGAGCGACAACGCGAACAUCUGGAAUCUGCUAGCAAGACUCACACCGUGCUGCGGAUCCAAGAUGUCCAACAGCUGAUUAGUUGUCAUGAAAAACUUCCCUCUCAGUCGCAAAAGAGGAAAUCCACGUUGGAGCAGGAGGAUCCACAGCCCCCCUACCUCAAAGAGGAAGAGGAGGAAUGCUGGAUGACUCAGGGUAGAGAGUAUCUUCCAGAGCAGGAGGAAACUGACCUCACCAAGUUCCCACCGACCUGUGCCUUUGAGAAUAACGAAGACCAUGAAGACAAACCACCCGAGUCCUCCCAGCUCCAUCACAGUCCAAGUGAAGAGAACAAAGCGAGGCAGCUUUUGAGCAGCAGCUCACCACAACGCCUAACAGAAGCCGACGGAGACCACCGUGGAGGAUCACGAGCAGACAACUUCUUUGCUUCACUCUCAGAUAAUUACUGUUCUGAGGAUGAAGACAUGGAUGAGACCCAAGAGCCUUUGAGCAGCAAUCCAGACUGUGAAGGCGAUAUUAGGACUCAAACUGACAACACACACUCUGAACGCUCUAAAAAAAAGACAGAUGUGGCUUUGCAGAAGCUCCUGGCAAUGGUCACCGAGCUGACAUCCGAAGUCAGGGAACUUCGGUCGGAAGUCCGGCAGUCUUGUAGGUGCUGCCAAUCCGCAGGUGUGAUCGGUCAUCAAAAGGGCCUGACUAACCCGGUGGAAGUUCCUAUCCGAAACAUGGAAGAUUUGGACCAUGCAGAGGCUACCCUCCAAACACCCGAGGCUUACAAUGCAAUGGUGACUCGUUUGUCUAUCGUUGGUGGGAACAACUUGGAUUCAAAGGUGCGCCGGAUUAUGUCCUUGGUGUUCACUAAUGAAAUGGCCUCUGGACUGAACUGGGCAGGGAAGAAACAGAAGGACGAGCGAAAGCAAAAAAGGGCUUUCAAAGAGACACGGCUUUGUAAAUGCAUUUUUGAUGCCGUCACUCAACAGCUCGGCAUGGCUAUGGAUGAUUAUGCCUUUGCGCAAGCAGUGCAAAAGUGGCUCCGUUAUGCGCCCGACCGGACAGGAGGCAAGGCAAGGCGAGGUGCAUGUCUUUGGAGGUGGGAGGAAGCUGGAGUACCCGGAGGGAACCCACGCAGUCACGGGAAGAACAUGCAAACUCCACACAGAAGGAUCCCGAGCCCAGAAUCGAACCCGGGACCUUCGUAUUACGCACAGCAACUGAUUGGCGUUGAAGAUGAACAUCCACCUCAGGAAGGAAGCUCCACUUUGAAGCAGGAGGAUGAGGCAGAGCCCCUCAAUUUAAAGAGGAAGAGGAGGAACUCUGAAUCACCCAGGAGGGAAAGUAAAUUUUAAGGCUCAUCUCGCCAAGUUGCCAGUGACUGUUGUCUCUGUGGAAAAAAAAAAACACCUGAGUGGACAAAUUUCAUCAGUCCAAUUUCAAACAUUCUUGUCUCAUUUUCUUGUCAUUUAGCCAGUUGAAUAGCCUUGCUAUACAGGCUUACGCCAUAUUUAAUUGUACAUUCACAAUACUGUGAUUAAAGAAAAAUAUACAGAA
This is a messenger RNA of Nerophis ophidion (straightnose pipefish), 1781 nucleotides long. RefSeq lists its product as uncharacterized. NCBI's taxonomy places the organism in Eukaryota, Metazoa, Chordata, Actinopteri, Syngnathiformes, Syngnathidae. The transcript has 7 exons. The record is from RefSeq and is a predicted model, not a curated record. Bases 113 to 1579 code for a protein of 488 amino acids.